Tympanuchus pallidicinctus (lesser prairie-chicken) is the source of this 965-nucleotide messenger RNA. RefSeq names its product olfactory receptor 14J1-like. NCBI's taxonomy places the organism in Eukaryota, Metazoa, Chordata, Aves, Galliformes, Phasianidae. The coding region runs from base 36 to 965 and encodes 309 amino acids. The transcript has a single exon. Gene Ontology annotation, molecular function: olfactory receptor activity; G protein-coupled receptor activity. The record is from RefSeq and is a predicted model, not a curated record. Gene Ontology annotation, biological process: G protein-coupled receptor signaling pathway. Gene Ontology annotation, cellular component: membrane.
CAUUCUGAACAGGACUCCAUGCCCAGGAACUGCAGAUGCCCAACAGCAGCUCCAUCAGCCAGUUCCUCCUCCUGGCGUUGGCAGACACGCGGCAGCUGCAGCUCCUGCACUUCUGGCUCUUGCUGGGCAUCUACCUGGCUGCCCUCCUGGGCAACGGCCUCAUCAGCACAGCCGUAGCCUGCCACCACCGCCUGCACACCCCCAUGUACUUCUUCCUGCUCAACCUCGCCCUCCUCGACCUGGGCUGCAUCUCCACCACUCUCCCCAAAGCCAUGGCCAAUGCCCUCUGGGACACCAGGCACAUCUCCUAUGCUGGAUGUGUUGCACAGACUUUUCUGUUUGUCUUUCUGAUAUCAGCAGAGUAUUCCAUUCUCACCAUCAUGUCCUAUGACCGCUACGUUGCCAUCUGCAAGCCCCUGCACUACGGGACCUUGAUGGACAGCAGAGCUCGUGCCACCAUGGCAGCAGCUGCCUGGGGCACUGGGCUUCUCUAUUCCCUCCUGCACACUGCCAAUACAUUUUCACUGCCCCUCUGCCAAGGCAAUGCUGUGGAUCAGUUCUUCUGUGAAAUCCCCCAGAUUCUUAAGCUCUCCUGCUCACACCCCUAUCUCAAAGACAUUUGGGUUCUUGUGGUCAGUGCCUCUUUAGCAUCUGGCUGCUUGGUUUUCAUUUUUUUCACCUAUAUGCAGAUCUUCAGGGCAGUGCUGAUGAUGCCCUCUGAGCAGGGACGGCAAAGAGCCUUCUCCACAUGCCUCCCUCACCUCGCUGUGCUCUCCCUCUUUGUCAGCACUGGUACCUUUGCUUAUGUGAAGCCUCCUUCCCUAUCCUCCCCAUGCCUGGAUCUGAUAGUGGCAGUGCUCUACUCAGUGGUGCCUCCAACACUGAACCCCCUCAUCUACAAUGUUAGAAACAAGCAGCUCAUGUGUUCAGUUAGGAAAGUCAUUUCACAAUUUUUUCUGAAUUAA